Molecule: messenger RNA, 807 nt
Organism: Tachysurus vachellii
Lineage: Eukaryota; Metazoa; Chordata; Actinopteri; Siluriformes; Bagridae
Gene: dpm2
Product: dolichyl-phosphate mannosyltransferase subunit 2, regulatory
Exons: 4
Coding region: 97-348 (83 amino acids)
Biological process (GO): GPI anchor biosynthetic process
Cellular component (GO): dolichol-phosphate-mannose synthase complex; endoplasmic reticulum membrane
Molecular function (GO): enzyme regulator activity
Source: RefSeq, a predicted model, not a curated record
UAAAUAGGAGAAAAAAGGACCAAGCAUACAUUUCCCAUCAUUCAUUCAGACCGGAAACAGGAAGCGUAAAAAGCCGGAAGCCGUCAGACAUUUGACAUGGCAACCGGAGCAGAUCAAGCUGUGGGUUUGGGCCUCGUCGGCUUCAGUCUCUUACUGUUCACGUACUACACCGUAUGGGUUAUAGUCUUGCCAUUUGUCGACCAGAAUCACGUGAUCCACGGUUAUUUUCUUCCUCGAGAGUAUUCUGUCAUUCUUCCUGGCAUAGCAGCAUUGAUACUCUUACUCUGCGUUGGUACCUUCAUCGGAAUAAUAACAUGGAAGAAUCGUAAACCAAAGAAAGUCGACUAGGACUCAUCAGCCGCUGUCAUUCAGCUGCCUCAAAAAGAAGGAUGUGAUGAUAACUGGGUACCAGUUCCUGUGCUAAAGUCUCUUUAAUAUUAAACUGUUCUCUAAAGCUUCCUGGCUUUUCAUGUAGCAUAGAGGAAAUGACCAAUGAGUGUAAAGGAGCCUAUUAUAGACCACAAACAUUAAAAAUGUUUACUCAUUACUGUGUAUGUGGAAAUUUCAUUCCACUCCAAAUGGAAAUUACUCCAUCUGCCUUUAAACUGUGCACAAUUUUUAAAAUGUUCAGUAACCACUAAAACAUUACUGUUAAUGCAUUUUUGCCAGCCUGUUAGAUUGUAAAUAUACGAAAAUGUGUGCUAGUAAAAUAUAAAAAGGUACAACAUGCUCAGUACUGAUUGAUGUUAAUAAGACAGGGCACACAGCGUUUUUUGUACACACUGUAAUAAAUAAUUAUUACAUAAA